Messenger RNA from Acipenser ruthenus (sterlet), 6888 nucleotides. It is a transcript of the gene prr33, whose product is annotated as proline rich 33. The transcript has 3 exons. NCBI's taxonomy places the organism in Eukaryota, Metazoa, Chordata, Actinopteri, Acipenseriformes, Acipenseridae. Bases 267 to 3362 code for a protein of 1031 amino acids. The record is from RefSeq and is a predicted model, not a curated record.
UCCUGAAGCAGUUGACAGCCACCGCAAACUCACAGUGGAAUAUGUAUUAAGCAAAGGCUCGGGAAAGGUUUUAUUUUUGGAGUGGCUCUGAGAUUGCCCCUUCCAUUUGUAGGAAGGCUGCAGUAAAGAUCAAGAUGUGUCUUCUCAUCUCACACACAAGCCUGGGACUUGCCGACUGCAGCCUCUAAACCCCCGACCACCAUUCACUCAGGGUAUUUAUUCCCAAGUGAGUUGAUCACCUGUAUUGUGCACUUCUAGGGGUUAAAAUGCUGAUGGCUGUCACUUUUACAAAUGCCAAUCAACCAGGAUUGACCCAGCAGUAUCCUCCCCCUCUGCUGCCCAAGCCAAGCAAGGACAAUGCCAGGCUUCAGAAACUACUAAAGAAAACAGCUAAGAAAAAGGCACCUCCCCCAACAUCACAGACCCCCAUCCCCUUCCGCUCUAGUCUCUCUCCAGUGAGUGAAGCCAGUCCGGAUCUUGAGCACAGUGAACAUUCAACACCGCCAAAGACACCCGAAACACCUGCCUAUGCUGCAUCCCUGAUGCCCCCAAGGUUUUCAGUUAAACCUCUGGUUCAACAUGUAUCAUCUCCAUACCCAACUAAAAAAACGUUUUCUUUCAGCAAGUCUGAGAGUUUGUCACCCCAGCUUUUUAACCCUGCAAGAAGUCCCUUAGCACAUACUGGUCAGCCUUACAAACAUACUCCACUGUCUACAAGUCAUGAAAGGAACAUUUUCAUUUUUCCGCAGGAAAUAAAAGUCCAGGAGAUAGGACCAAAGUCUCCAGUCCACCCACUGCAUGGGGAAAUCCACUCAGCUAGCAGCACAGUUCCCAAAGCAAUAACCCCAGUGGAAACAGCAUCUACAAAUAAGGCCCAUCUUUCUGAUGUCCCAAGAGUCAAUUCUCACGCUGUUAAAGCUGCCAGUCAACCAUCACCUGCCGUUGGAGUUCCAAGAGCUAAAACACCUUUGUUUGAAGUUCCUCAAAUAAAGACAUUUACAUAUGAAGGUUACCGAGCUAAAACACCAACAUUUGAGGCAGCUCCAGCUAAAACAAAUACAAGUCAAAUUUCUACAUCUUCACUUCAAGUGCCCUCACUUAAAACACCUUCUUAUGAAGUCACAACAUCCGAAACAUCUACAUAUGAAACCACUAUAGUUGAAACAACUAAACAUGAAGUUCCUACAGCUAAAGCACUUUUACAUGAAGCACCCAGACCUAAAACACUAUCUCAUGGAACCUCUGCAGAUACGUCACUUCAUUAUCAAGUUGUGAGAGCUAAAACGCCUACAUAUGAAGUUUCUACAGUUACCACAACCUCAUAUGAAGUACCUAUAACUCGGCCACCUUUACAUGAAUGGUCUAGACCUAAAACCCCUUUAUACAAUGCAUCCAGACCUAAAACACCUUUGUAUGGAAUAUCUAUACCAGCAGCACCCUCAUAUGAAUGGUCUAGACCUAAAACACCUUCUUAUGAAAUUCAGAGAUCUAAAACACCUACAUAUGACAUGUCCCUGCCUAAAACAUCCACAAAUGAAGUCACUGCAGUUCAAACAACUACUUAUGAAAUUACUACUGCUAAAGCACUGUCAUAUGAAGUGCCCAGACUUGAAAUAUCAAGACCUAUAACACCUUCAUAUGGAAUUUCUAAAUCUACUGUAGCAUCAAAUGAGGUGUCUAAGCCUAAAACACCUUCAUAUGAAAGUCCCAGGCCUAAAACACCUUCUUAUGGAAUCUCUCCAACGACAGCUCCUUUGUGUGAUCUACCCAGAGUUAAAACCCCUACUUAUCAAGUACCCGCAGCUAAAACUCCAUUUUAUGAAGCCUCAAGACCCAAAACACCAUCUUAUGGAAUAUCUACUGCGACAAUACCUUCAUAUGAAGUGCCUAUACCCAAAACACCUUCUAAUGAAGUGUCAAGACCUAAGAUAUAUUAUUAUGGAACACAUACAGCUACAACAACUGUGCAUGAAGUAACCACACCUGAAACACCUUCCAAUAAUGUAGCAAGACCCAAAACACCCUCUUACGGAGCACCUACAGCUACAACUUCCUAUGAAAUGCCUAGACCCAAAACACCUUCUAAUGAAGUGUCAAGACCUAAGACACAUUAUUAUGGAACAUCUACAGUUUCAACAACUUCAUAUGAAGUAACCACACCUAAAACACCUUCUAAUGAUGUGGCAAGACCCAAAACACCCUCUUAUGAAGCACCUACAGCUAUAACACCAUCCUAUGACAUGCCUAGACCCAAAACACCUUCUAAUGAAGUGCCCAGACCGAAGACACCUUCUUAUGGAAUAACCACAGCUACAAUAACUUCAUAUGAAGUACCUAGAUCUAAAACACCUUCUAAUGCAGUGUCCAGCCCUAAAACGGCUUCUCGUGAUAUUCUGAGAGCUGAAACACCAACACAUGAACUAGCUAGAGCUACAACUCCUACAAGUGAAAUUCCUCCUAUGUCAGACAAUCAGCAAGCAAAAACACCUGCAAACGAAGCACCAAAACCCCAAACUCCCUCUGUUCAGACUCAAAGAGCUAAAACCCCUGUGCCUGAAACUGAAACUACUGCUGCAGCCCUUGUCCCAGAGGAUUCCAAGUCAAUAACCCCUGAGAUCGAAGUCCAGCCUGUUCAUCCUUUACAUAAAAAACCCCAAGCUGGAGAUGGCCUUCUGCAGGAAACACCAAAAGUCACAGAAACCAAGGCUGAUGUUACUAAGGAAAAGACUGCUGAGAAAGUUGCACCAGCAAGUUCUGAAAAAGACAAUCACCAGGCCAACUCGUUUCCCAAAGCAGAACCUUUGCUGAAAAUCCCCCAGAAAGCAAAGUCACUGAAAUCCAAAUUCAGUGGCUGGUCCCGUCUCAAGAAGCAUCUUGUUGUGGAGCCUGAAGAGCCUAAAUUUCCAGAACCAGAACCAGAGCAGCAACCUGAACCCGAGAAAGAGACGUUACAAAAGAAAGACAAGGAAAAGGAUGAAGAGAAGCCCUCACCAGAGGAGAACAAAAGUGAAAGUCAGGAUUUAGAGAAACACAAAGAUUCAAGGGCAACCAAGAUGUGGGAUGCGGUCCUCUUCAAAAUGUUUUCUGCCAAAGAAUGUAUAAAGCAACAAAUUAACAACAAUAGCAAGUCUGAACAAACAGAAACAAAACAAGAGGAAAAGAGAGAGUUUUCUUCACUCAUCUACAGGCUGCCUCUUCUCUUGUACAAACCACGAUUUGAUGCCAGGAAGUUAAAGGAAGCUGCUGCUAGGCCACUGGCAAAAAUCACUACUGUGUUUGAGAUGAGUCUUCUGAACCGCAAAAACACAGAGGAAGAACCUAAAGACUUUAACAGAAUUGCUAAGGGUUGGGAAUUGAAAUAAUAAUGAAGAAAUAUACAACAAUGCAACUCUACAGCAUAGCGCUGUGGAUAUUCAACUCUGGUAGAGUUAUAGCAGUUCCUUGCCUUUAAAAAUCAAAAUGUCUACUGUUUUUCUGUAAGUAAUAGGUGUUAGACAAGAUGUUUGGAGAUUGAAAAUAGGUGCCUGGAAAGCAAAUGACCCUCGAGAUGUAGAUUGAUGAGAACACAUAUUGGUGAUUUCUUUCAAAGUGCAUGAAAGUUAAACAUGUCAAAUUAUUAUAGUACACAUUUGAAAGUAGUAUUUUUCAAUAUGAAUUAAUUGCUACAGUGUAUCAAGGAGAAUGAUGUAUGUUUCGUCUUUAGGGUAAAAAAACAAGCAAGACUAAGCUAGAUAUACUGCACAAAGAUUAUUUUUUUUUUUAAAUAUAUUGGUGCAAAACCAGCAAUAAAAAUCUGAACAUUUUCAUUACCAGUAACAACCAAUGCACCUAUAUUUUACACUUAAAGUGAUAAUUUUCAUAACAUAGUUUUAAUCUUUUCAAAAUUUCAGACAUAAAUUUGGAACUGAAGCAUAACAUAUCCUUAUUAAAUCUGGAAAAAAUCUGUAAAGAACAAAUUCAUUUUUUUAAUUCUUUUCCAUAAAUCUUUACACAUGUAUUUGUGAAAACUAUGCUGUUUGAUUUUAAAGCUGUUUGCAAAAGGAAGGUUUUUAAGCACACUUGUUUGAUGGCAUAACAAACCACACCACAUCGUACAAUGGUCUGGGAAAUUAUGCAGAGACACAAGUUGAUCUGAAGGUCUAGAGUAAGUUAAACAAAAGAUUGGAAGCAGAAAACUACUAUUUGCAUAGUUAACAAUUUUGACAUUAAAGUUUAUUUCUAUAUAUAAUUGAUUUAAAUGAUAAUCACGCCUGUGCAUUUUAACAGCAGGUUUGGACAGGGUGUGUACAGUGCAAAGCAAAUCAUUCUCCAGACUACCAGUUGAAAUCUUGGUAUUGCAAAUUGCCAAAGUGCCAUUUAAAACAAAUAAUUUCUAAUAACAUAAAUACACACAAACUUCUAACAAACCUCUAAUGUUAAUGUUGAAGCAUCACAAUAAUAUAUUGUUACGCAGAAUCAAAUUGUAUAUAAUUUUCUUUUUCAGUCAUCACACCCUGGAGACUUUUUAAAACACCCCCUUAGAGCUUGCGAAUAUGUCUUCUCUCUAAGUACAGCUAGUACACCACAGUGUAACCGUUAACCUGUCCCCCUGCAACACUCUGCCCCUAGUGGAUGCAAGAUAUCCCAUCUUUAUUCAAUGUUUUUUUUUCAGAUGUACAUACUUGCAUCCAUUAGUGGUAAAGUAUUUCAAGAGGACAGGUUAAUGGUCACACUCUGGUGUACCAGCCGUAUUUAUUGAGAAGACAUGUUUGAGAACUAUAUUAAGGCCACAGGGGUGUUUUAAAUUUAAAAAGUCUCCAGGAUAUGAUGAUUGAAACAGAAAAUGAUAUACAAAGCGAAUCUAAACAAUAAUACAUGAGUGAAGAUAAAUGUGAUAUUUCAUAAUCAUACCAAGUUGCACUUUAAGCUCUGAAUUAAAUGUAAAUCGCAUUGCCCUGACACAGCUAUACUUAGUAAUGGUUAUGAAAAUGCCAUAAUAUUUAUUUAAUCUAGGUUUCUUUUAGUAUUACUGUAGAGUUCAAUUUAUGAGGGUGUUUCAAAUGGGGUCUAGAUUAAUUUUAGAUAUGCAAAUUAUAUAUGCCUGUUACCAAUAUAAGUCAUUGGAUAGGGACAUACCGCAUUUAGCUUUCAGUUGGCACCAUUUAUCAACACAUGCAUGCAGUGAAUUCUGGGAAUGGUUUCUUUUUAAAAUGGCAGCAUGGGAGUGCAGGUUUGAAAAUCUGAGGUCAGAAAGUAUGACUCUGGUGACAGCAUUUAGCCAAAGGGUGAAGGCUAUGUGUAACAAUACGUUAGGUGUACAAGUGCUUAGAGAAAUUCAAUGAAUGUUGUAUUAGCGCUGAGGAUGAGGCAUGACAAGCACAAGGUAAAAAGUAUAUUUGAUCAAGGCUGGGUCUUGUCAGAUCAAGACUGGGUCUUGUCAGAUCAAGGCUGGGUCUUGUCAGAUCAAGGCUGGGUCUUGUCAGAUCCUGCCACAUGCAUCUGUAUACAGCCCAGACCUGGCACCAAGUGACUGAUUUUUGCCCAGGGAAGAAGGUCCUGAGGGGAAGUCAGUUUGGAACCAAUGCCCAACUAUUUCGGUUUCAUUACAAGACAGUGGCAAGAUGGCAAAAGUUAUUUUAGAUGCAGGAAACAAAAUGUGAGGAGUUAGUGAAGCAUUCCUAAGCCUUUAAUCUAUUUAAUUUGAAACACCCUUGUAAUUUUCUAGGAUAGUUAUAUGAUAUUGUAUCUGCUUCUUAAUUGUGUAUGUUUAACAAGUGUUAAUGUUAAGAUGGAAAACAGCAAAACAGAGAGAAAUGAUCAAUAAAGGGUCAGGACAAGAGUUCAAUGCACAGAAAAGUGAAAAUGCCAAGCCUGGCUGGGCUAAACUUGAGAGCAAAGUCAUUGAAGUAUUUUGUGUUAUAACUGUUCACUGGCUUUCAAUAGUAUUCAUUAAUAAUUUCAAGGAAUGUGCUGAAAACUAGAAUGUUACUCUUUAAGAGAAUAUUCUUUACAAAUAGUCAUAUUGUAAUUUUGGGACACCAGGUGGUGCCAAACACAUUUUAGAGCUUAUUGAGUGAGCAUGAACAUUCCAAACAGAGGAACAACCUUUGUGCCAGGAAUGACCCUAUUGGCUAGAGGUCAAGGCACCGCUUUCUGUCCCUUUCCUAGUUGGAGGCAAAUAGGCUUAGGAUCGCUUGGUUUACAUCAUGGCACAUCAGGGUUAUCUGAUAACACAUGUCCUCUCUCUAUAAACACACAAGGGAUUAAGCACAUGACAUCGGACACAGUUGUAGUUUUUUCAAAACCAUGUAUGAACAAACCACAGACAAUCCAGAUCAAUAUCUACAUUACCCAUGAAGUUGAUACAGUACUGCUCACAGCAGGUUUUGAUACAAGAGCAGUAUUGACUUUGAUGGACAAAACACAACUCAAAAAAUAUAACUUUUUGUAUAAUAUUUAUAUCUAAUAUUAAUGUUUUGACCUCACCCUACAGCUACUGUAUGUGAAUAUUUGAGGGGGAAGGAUGUUCAGCCUUGUAAAGGAUAAUUGUAGCUUAAUCAUUUUGACUUGUAUAUAAAAAUGUAUACCCAUUGUUCUCUGCUUUAUGUAAUUGCAGUCUGCUUAAAUAUCUGUAUUGUAAUUUCUAGUAUAAACAUACAUUAUAUGCAGCCUGUAUUUUUUUGCUCAACAUUUAAAAACCUGAUAUCUACCAAUGUGUUUUAAUACAAAGGAUGGUUCCUGAUAGAGAUGCUAAAAUCAACAUUAAUAACCAAUACAAUAAUAUGUAUUCCUAAAUUAAUAACAAUGUAAUGUUAUGGAUUAGACAGUGAUUUCAUUAUUGCUUUAUAUAAAUAAGGUUGCUUUGGAACAGAGAACUAUUGUCCCUAUGUGAAUAAAGUGUUUUGAAAG